This is a messenger RNA of Morus notabilis, 1760 nucleotides long. RefSeq lists its product as uncharacterized. The transcript has 3 exons. Bases 1075 to 1707 code for a protein of 210 amino acids. The record is from RefSeq and is a predicted model, not a curated record. Lineage: Eukaryota; Viridiplantae; Streptophyta; Magnoliopsida; Rosales; Moraceae.
AAAACAGCAAAAACAAAAAGUUUCAAGCCCAAAGAAACAUGGAUGAAACAUUUCAUCCCAAGCUAAGUUUGAUGCUCUAAUUCAAACACUGGGGAUCAUCCUGUUGCUCUUCAAAUUAGGCGGACUCUUUACUCAGAAGCGAGCGCCACCUUUCUUUUGAAGGCCAGCGCAUGCUUAAGUUGUCUACUUGCUUGGAUAUAAGGGAUGAUGAAAUGGACGAUGAGGAGAAAAUUGGCACCAACGAACUUGGUAAGAUUGGUUUUAGGAAUAGCCACAGAAUAAGCUCCGCGCCGUUGGAGGCGGAUCAAUAAGAGAAGAUCGGCGUUGGAGAUAUAGAUUUCUUCGGUUGGUUUCAUCUGUUAGGCAAACUAUGAAAUAAAUAUGAACAAAGUAAUCGGAAAUAAGAGAUUUUUUUAACUUAUUCUGAGAAAGUGGAUUUGUAUGCUUAUUCAACAGGGACAACAGGGAGAAAAUUUUUUGAGAGGCGGAGAAACUCUGAAAUUCUGUUUCCCGAGGAGGUAUGAUAGCCAUGGACGGCGAUUGUAGUCACCGGAUCCGCGGCGUUCGGAGGUGGAGUGCCCACCAACGACCGUGUUCUCCACCACCUAUCCACUCAUCAUCUCCACCACCAUCUCACGGGUUUUCCCAUCAUCCAUUGUCACCAUUUUCUUCCCUUCACCACCACCGUUACCACCACCAAUCAAACCUCCACUGCCAUUCCAACCACCACCGUCAUCUAUCCAAUCUCCACACCCAAAUCCGUUGUUCACCACCUCUACCGCCUCCAUAAUCUUCUCGAUACCACGAUCGGCACAUCAUCGCCAACCCACACACAACCUCUACAUACCCAAAUUCAAAUCAAUAUCCAGGCGCAGUUACAUCUCUCCAUACCCAUAAUCACCUCCAUCAUCGAAACACCCAAAAUCUCAACCGUGAUGCGGGUCAGCAGAACAUCGUAUACAGCUAACAAGAGUUUCCAACAACGCCUUCCCAUCCACCAAUCCAGCUGGGACGAAAUUAGUAUUUCGAUCUACGAGAAACGGAGGGGAUAAGAAAUUCAAGAACCUAUACAUAAUGGAGAAUGCAGAAUUAGGCGAAUAUGGGGAUGGCGUAAUAACAAGGCUAACAAAUGGGGCUUGGACUGACACACAUUGCCAAUGGUCCCCAAGGGGAGAUUGGAUAGUCUUUUCGUCAACCCGCGACAAGCCAGAAGAUGCACCGGAACUUGACAAUGGUCUUGAUCCGGGAUACUUUGCGGUAUUUCUAGUGAAGGCGAAUGAUCCGUCAGUGGUGGUAAGAGUGUUAGGAAGUGAUAGUGAUCUUGCAGGGCAUGUGAACCAUCCAUUCUUUAGUCCGGACGGAAAGAGCAUUGUUGUGACUGCGGAUCUUGCUGCGGUGUCUGUGGAUCCUAUCUCUUUGCCUAUUUUCGUCCACUCUGUGAGGCCUUAUGGCGAUAUUUUCAUUAUCGACAUCGACCCGGAUGACAUAAACAAGAAUAAGGACGUGGAGAAGUUCAAUCACAUCACGCAUAGUAGAUACGAGAAUUCGACUGCUAGUUGGACCACCUUCUCGACUCAAGACCCGAACGCAGCAUGGAACCUGCAUUUCGACAGAGUCUACAUUCCGGCAUGCCCUAAUGCGCAAUGCGAUGGAGGCGAAAGUUGGCACAUGACCGGCCACCUUUGCAUCCCAAAACGAUGUUGCUGAGCUGAUUGCCUUUGUGUUCUUGUGAUCCAGUUUGUGAUCUGCAUGUGUUCUUG